This is a messenger RNA of Porites lobata, 3451 nucleotides long. NCBI's taxonomy places the organism in Eukaryota, Metazoa, Cnidaria, Anthozoa, Scleractinia, Poritidae. The record is from the annotation of a GenBank genome assembly.
AUGAACAAACUAAUUACUAACUGGUUUAUGUGCAUAUCAUCUUCUACCCUUAUUCCUUUCGUUCCAAAAUCAACCACACCCCACGCUCCUUCCCGCAAACAAACAAAAAACAGCCAGAACUACCCCCCGUUAAUGAACUAUUAUCCAUAUCAUUUACUAGAUACUUUCUAAAACCUGGUAAUCGAACUUGACAGUCUUAAGAUUGACAAUGGGAUCAAGGAGCUCUUAAAAAUAAGGAGGAUAUGCCAAAGAGAUAUUACAACGUCAGUAGCUAACACUAUGAAGGAAACGGUUAGUGGUUGGUGUACGUAAUAUUUUGGGCUUGUGGCUAACUAUUCAGACAAGAAAAUGCGUUAAUGGCAAAUAAAUACGUUUCAGGUUGAAGUAAAUAUACACCUGGUUUAGAUAAUAGAGACAUUCACACGAGACCGACUUACCUCAAAUCUACCACGUUUGCAUGGUUGGGCAUACAUUUUAGAGACGUACGUAAAAACCAGUACACCAAUACAAUCAAAUUUGUCUGACUAAUAUCUGAUCAAAAAGCAAUUCAAUUUUACAGGCGUUUACUCCAUAUCAACUAUCAACGAAAGAAAACCAGCCCGUUGCUGCAAUAGCAGAUGAUGAAUUUGAAGGCGUUGUGAGCAAUUUUGAUGAUGUGCCAAAUCUUUCUGGGAAUCAGUUCAACGAAAUCGUUAACUUUUGCUUUCAAAAUCUCAGUACUGCCAAGGAUGUGGGAGAUAAAACUAGUGAAGGGCUGAUGUAUGCAACUCUUGGAAUGUAUUUUCUGGGUCAAUGUGAUUACAAGGAAGCCAUAAAAUAUAACGACCUUGCUCUCGAUAUUUUUAAAGAAUUGGGCAACAAGAGACAAGAACGAUAUACAUGUCAAUGUCUUGGUGAUGUUUUUCAAAGUGUCGGCAAUUUCAAGAAAGCCAUUGAGUACCAAAACCUGGCACUUAGUAUUGCAAUAGAGCUGGGAGAAAAGCCUAUGGAAGGUAUGGCGUCCUACGGUCUUGGAAAUGCUUUUCGAGGUUUGUGUAGUUAUGAAAAAGCAAUAGGCUACUACAACCGUUGUCUUAGUGUCGCCAAAGAUCUGGCUGACAAGGCAGUCAGAAGGUCAUUAGAAGGUGUUGCCCUUAGCAAUCUCGGACAUGCUUUUGACUGCCUUGGUGACUACAAACAAGCUGAAAUUUACCACAGGCGUCACCUUAGCAUUGCCAAAGAAAGGAGAGACAAGUCAGGAGAGGGAUACGCGUACACAGGUCUUGGCAACGUUUUUCAGUCACUUGGAAAUUUCAAGAAAGCCCAAGAGUUUUAUAGCUUAGCCCUUAGCAUUUCCAAAGAUGUACGAAACAAAAAUGCAGAAGCACAUGCAUAUUCAGGUCUAGCAAACGCUUCCCUCGACCUUGGAGAUACAAAAAAUGCAGUAAAAUAUUGUAAUCUGUAUCUUUCCUGUGCCAAAGAACUAGGAAACAAAAAUGAUGAAAAGGGUGCGUAUUGCACCCUUGGACAUAUUUAUAGCAGUCUUGGAGACUUCAAGAAGUCCAUAGAAUACUAUAAACGCCAUCUUGCUAUUGCCAAAGAUGUUGGAGACUUGGAAUCAGAAGGUGGUGCGUAUGGUGGUCUUGGCAGUAUUUUUGACAGACUUGGAGAUUUCGAUCAGGCAAUUUACUAUCACGAUCUACAUCUUGAUAUUGCUACAACAAUUAGAGAUAGAGAGGGAGAGGCAAUUGCAUAUGGCAAUCUUGGCAACGCUUACCUUAGUCUUGCUAAUUUCGAGAAAGCCCUCUACUACUUUGAACGCCGCCUUAGUAUUGCGAAAAAUCUGGGAGAUAAGGCAGGGGAAGGACGUGCAUAUGGACACCUCGGAAGCACUUAUCAACACCUUGGAGACUACAAGAAAGCCAUGGACUAUUACAGCUCGCGCCUCUCUAUUGCCCAAGAACUUGGAGACAAGGCUGGCGAAGGGGCUGCCUGUGGCUAUUUAGGUUCCAUUUCCCUGCUUCUUGGCGACUACACGAUAGCCAUUGAUUGGAACAAAAAACGACUCAGAAUUGCUGAACAUCUUGGUGACAAAGACAUGGAAGGUAAAGCAUACAAUGAUCUAGGACAAUGCUUUGAGAUGCUGAACGUUUUGCCUAAAGCAUUAGACAACUACCAAAGAAGCGUUAAAGUUUUCAAUCAAAUGAGGAGUCUUCUUCAGUCUCAAGAUAAAUGGAAGAUUGGAUUUCGGAACGAAUGUAACUGUGCUUACACAGGCCUUUGUAGAGCUUUUUUAAAACAAGGAAAGAUUGGUGAAGCUCUGGUUGCUGCCGAAGAAGGUCGGGCCCAGUCACUAGCUGAUUUCAUGACAUCUCAGUAUGGUUUUCAAGAAAGACAAACCGAAGAAAAGUGCCUAGACGAAGAAGAAUUCGGCAUGUUAAACAAUAUUUCAUCAAGCACGAUUUUUCUAGCUCUGUCAGAAAAUAAAAUAAAUAUCUGGUUACUGUUGAAAGAAAAACCUGUUAUUCACCGGCAGAAGACACUUUGCAGCCACUUUUCAGAAAAUGCAGCAGCUGAAGCAUUACAGUCCCUCAUCCAAUUUGCCUACAAAAACAAUGGUGUUCGUGCAAAUCUUAACUGCGAGAAUCGGUCCUUAGAUGUGUUACGAGAAAACCGCCAUAUUGUGGAGCGGUCAUCCAAAAAGUGCUCACAGCAAAUUCUCCAAGAGGAUAACCUUCCCCUAGCCGCCUUGUACAGCUAUGUGAUUGCCCCAAUGUUAGAUCUGAUUGAGGGUGAUGAGCUAAUAAUUGUCCCGGAUGGUCCAUUAUGGCUAGCUCCCUUUGCUGCAUUGCUGAAUCCUUUUUCCAAAUACUUGUGUGAAUCCUUCAAAGUCAGAUUAAUUCCUUCGCUGACAAGUUUGAAAAUUAUUUCUCAUUGUCCAAAAUUCCACAGCAGAAGUGGAGCUCUAGUUGUAGGAGAUCCAGACAUGGUUGAAGUUACUAACAGCCAAGGAGAUCAGAUCCUGGAGCAACUUCCUUUUGCCAGACAAGAAGCACAGAUGAUCGGGCAGAUUCUUAAUACGGCACCUCUCAUUGCAAAAUUAGCCACCAAAUGUGAAGUGCUAAAACAGAUUAGUUCGGUUGCCGUAGUACACAUUGCUGCACAUGGACACAUGGAAACCGGAGAGAUAGCGUUGAGCCCGAAUCCUGAAAGGAAAUCACAGACCCCUGCAGAAGAGGAUUACAUGUUGACAAUGGCAGAUGUGAUGAGUGUGAAGCUGCGAGCCAUGAUAGUUGUACUUAGUUGCUGUCACAGUGGCAGGGGAGAGAUUAAAGCUGAAGGCGUGGUCGGCAUUGCACGCGCCUUUAUUGGUGCCGGUGCUCGUUCUGUUCUGGUGUCCCUGUGGGCCAUCGAUGACGAGGCCACCUUGGAGUUCAUGAAAAGCUUCUACCACAACUUUGUUAAAGGGUGA